Molecule: messenger RNA, 1198 nt
Organism: Magallana angulata
Lineage: Eukaryota; Metazoa; Mollusca; Bivalvia; Ostreida; Ostreidae
Product: poly [ADP-ribose] polymerase tankyrase-like
Exons: 4
Coding region: 219-1037 (272 amino acids)
Molecular function (GO): NAD+ poly-ADP-ribosyltransferase activity
Source: RefSeq, a predicted model, not a curated record
GAUGGUCCAUCUACUUCGCAGAGUAUAAGCAUGCAGUGUGGAUAGAUGACGCUGAGCCUUCAUUCUCCCUUAUAACAUGCAUAAUUUCUUCUGCUGUUAACCUAAUUUAUCUUUUUGUACUCUUUCUUUGCAACAACAAUGCAAUUAAUCCAGAAAACGACGAUGAAUUGUGGCAAGGACAGGAUAGUGCACCUGGUACAAAUGAGUUUUGGGAGAAAAUGCUGAAUUAUCAUAAUUUCCCUUUAUAUUGGACUCAGUUUAAAGGAGAAUGCAAUCUCAAAAUUCAUCCUAAUGAUGAACUGUGUAAACCUGUAAAGGCAAGUCAAAGCGAAUUCAAUGAUGUAAAGGACUUAUUCGAAAGCACCUACAUUGCAUCAUUGGUUGGAAAAGGUUUAGAUGCAACCAACAUAAAUACAACAUCUGUUUCCGUGACCAAUGUAGAAAGAAUUGAGAAGGUAGAACUGUGGCAUGACUAUAUCCACGCAAGAGAUAAAAUCAUUAGAAAGAUAUUAAAAAGGGGCCCUUUUAAAAAGCUUGAGAGCAUAAGUAAUUGCAUAAGAGGGCCAGUGAAUACUUCUACCAAGAAGCAUAAAACUCUAAAUCGAGAGAUUUAUCCAGAAAUGAAUGAGUACUACCUAUUUCAUGGUACAAAAAGUGAUAUUGUAGGUAAUCUCAUAGAUAAAGGAUUAGACCCGCGUCAUUCUGGUGAUAAGACGAUGAUGGGAAGGGGUAUUUAUUGCGCAGAAGUUUCAAUCAAGUCCGACCAAUACGCAGAUGACAAGAAUAAUAGACGAACAAUUGGAUUAACAAUUCUUCUUGUACGCAUGGUUUUGGGUAAUAUUUACGUGGCCACCAAACCUAAGCAGUUUAAGAUGCCACCGUGCACAACAUGUUUAACCGAUAGAUGCACGAAUGAAAGCCACGAACAUUUUGAUUCUGUCGUAGCAGAUAUACCAAACAAACUCUUUAGGGAGUUUAUUGUUUAUGACGGUACUCAAUGCUAUCCAGAGUAUUUAAUCACUUACAACCGUUACUAAUUACGUCUUGUACAUGGGACCUUGUGAAGCAGUGCCCUAUGGUUAUUUUUAUGAUUUGCUUGACUUAAUCGAAUUUGUUUAAUACAUCUUUAUUGUGUAUAUUGUCAAUAUCUUUUUGUUGAAUUGCUUAUUUAAGCAUCGAAUGCUUAAUUUGGAUGCCG